CAGCGGUUAGCGCUGCCUGACUCCGGCGUUAAAAACUCUGCUGCUUGUUGUGUUGUGUGACACUGUGGCUGAUCUGUAGCAGCAGUCUGUGCAGUUAACGCUUCAGACUUUGGCCAUGGCUUUGUUUUAUCACCAGAAGAGUUAGCCGGCUGUUAUUUUCUCCUCUUAGCCGCGGUGUGAUCCCCUGGAAGAUGGUUUGUUUGGGCCAGUUUCUGCUCGGUUCAGUCCAGCUGUGCCUGCUGCUCUGCUUCGCCUCCUGUGUGCCUUUAAAAUGCUCCGACCCGAAGCGCUGCUCGGGCAGACCACCUGUAGUACUAAUUCCAGGGGAUCUUGGGAAUCAAUUAGAGGCAAAGCUGGACAAGCCCAGUGUUGUCCACUACAUCUGCUAUAAGAAGACAGAUGAGUACUUCACACUGUGGCUUAACCUGGAGCUACUGGUGCCUGUAGCCAUCGACUGCUGGAUAGAUAACAUGAGGCUGAUCUACAAUAGCACCACCCAUCUGACUGAAGCUCCUCCAGGUGUGGAUGUACAAGUGCCUGGCUUCGGACAGACUUUCGGCCUGGAAUAUCUGGACCCAAGCAAACGCAGUGUGGGGAUAUACUUCUUCACUAUAGUGCAGGCAAUGGUGGACUGGGGUUAUACCAGAGAUGAAGAUGUCAGAGGAGCACCCUAUGACUGGAGAAAAGCUCCAAAUGAGAAUAAGCAGUAUUUCCUGAAGUUGCAGCAGAUGAUUGAGGAAAUGGCUGAGAAGUACGGUGGUCCGGUGGUUCUUAUUGCUCAUAGCAUGGGCAAUAUGUACACAUUGUACUUCCUCAACCACCAGCCACAGGCCUGGAAGGAUAAAUACAUCAAAGCCUUUGUGUCUCUGGGCCCACCAUGGGCAGGCGUGGCCAAGACAUUGAGGGUCAUGGCAAGUGGUGAUAACAACCGCAUUCCAGUCAUUAGCCCACUAAAGAUCCGUACCCAGCAGCGCACAGCUGUCUCCACUGCCUGGCUCUUCCCAUACGCCCACACCUGGCCCAGCGACAUGGUCCUGGUGAGCACCCCAAAGGCCAACUACACAGUCAGUGACUAUCAGCGCUUCUUCAAGGACCUUAACUAUAAAGACGGAUGGUCGAUGCGGGAGGACACAGAGCCUCUGGUAAGUGCGCUUGAGGCCCCAGGCGUGGCAGUGCACUGCCUGUACGGGACAGGCAUACCCACGGCGCAGUCCUACAUCUACGGGACGUUUCCGGAUGCAGAGCCCACCAAGGUGGUAAAUGGUGAGGGUGACGGAACGGUCAACGUUCUGAGCGCCGUCCAGUGCAAGCGCUGGAAAUCCCAGCAGAAACAGCCAGUCCAGCUGCUGGAGUUGCCUGGAAACGAGCAUGUGGCCAUGCUGCUGAACAUAACCACUGUCUCCUACAUAAAGUCUGUGCUGUUCUCUCCCUGACACGUGCAUUUAACCACAUAAACUGUCCUCCUCAGACUUCCCCUUCAGCUAGAGAAGCCACCAAAAGGAUAAUUCUCAAUUUCCAGACAGAAAAAAAGACUCAGUUCUGUCAGAUUUGGCACAUGAGGUUUGCCACUUCUGACUUUGGUUGUAUACGAUGCUUCAGUGGAAGGCGUGUCAUUUUUCAGGUCUGUUUGUGGAAUGUGAAUUUAGCCGUUUCUGGUUGUUUAGGGAGAUUGGAUGAUUAGCUGAUUUCUUGUGACUCAGAGAUAAUCUAGAUGUGCAUUGAUGUGCACAAUCAAAAACUCAGUGCAAUUUUAUAUGUGAGGUUUUAAAAAACCCUAGAUUUUUAAGUUAUAAAUGUAUUAAUAUUUAAUAUGAAUUUUAGACCAAAUGUUCAGUCAGUCUGUGUCAUUCAAACUGAUACUAACGUGAAUGUGCCUGAGAGUUUAUUGAACUGAGGGGAAUCAUUGGUAUAUUAAUGUGUCCUUUUUAGUCAUCCUUUUGACCCACAAAACCUUUAAGCCUUUAAAGGUUUCCAGUGUAAAAAUGGGAUGUUACAUUUUGAAUUCUGGCUGUUUUUGCUCGUGUUUCUCCAGAUCUACAGUUAGCCUGGUUACAGCAUUGCUUUGCUCAACACGGAUUAAACAAUGUGGCGAGACAUUAGAGAGGAUUUUUAAAUGAGAGAUUUUACUGUAGUAGAUUAUAUUUGCAGUGCAGCAUGUGGUAUAGAGUGUUUUAGCUUUUAAACCAUAUUCAUUUAUUGGCUUUCUAAAAAGGCGAUUGAGGAUUAAACAACUACAAAUCAAAAUCAGUUUUGUAAGUUGAGCCACAUUUUUAGGUUGUUUUCACACCUGCAUUUUAAAUCUGGUUCAUGUACACUCAUUUUUACCAUUAAUGCGAUUUGUUUGGGCAGCUGUGAACAACUUCAACAAGACCCACAUGGAGGUGGUCUUGUUCCAGUCCCAAACGAGCUAAGAAAAUACCUAAAUCAAAGCAAUUCUCAGACAUACUCUGCAAGGUUGAGCUGAACAUCUCAUGAGUCUAGAAUUAACUCAUAAUUACUACAGCUUAGUGCUGGGCAGUAUACUGGUUCAUACGGUAUACUGUAGGGGAAUUUAGAAGCGGUAUGCAUUUUUCACAUACCACCAUACCACUAGAGGCGCUGCGGAACACUGGCCAGAACAGCACAGUCAAAGAAGCAGACACAAAAUGCCAGCUAAGGCUAGCCAGUUAGCAUAACAAGCAUCUCAUCAAUCUAGAAUUAACUUUUGUAUAUUGCUCUGAUAAUUACUACAGCUCUGAACAAACACCCUCUUUGCCGCAAUUGCUCCAAAAUGAAAUUGCACAGAAAUAUGCACUAGUCUAGAACACAAGACAGGUCUGACCUGAUAAGUGAAGAGAAUGUUCUCACAUGGUUUGUUGUGAUGUAGUCUCAAUUUAUCCUGUGUGAAAACAAACCAAACCAAGUGAAAACUUCCAAAGUUUACAAACCUCUUUACUGAUUUUCAACAGGUAGAAUAGCAUGUUAAAACUUCAUUGAGGUUAUUCACACUUUUUAUUGUUUAAACAGUGUAAGGGUAAGUCUUCUCUCAUAGGAGAGAACAAUAAAGUCAGUGCCAGGACUUUAAAAGGAGUUAACAUAAAUGCAUAAAGCUCCAUUCAGAGAGAGAUCUGUGCAUCUGUUCAUAUUUGAACUUUAAUUAUUUUGGUUCUUUUUCUUCUCUGCAUUUCACACAGUAAAACCCAAACAGUUCAUCCCAAACAUCAUCCUAAUGUUGUUUCAAGCAUGUCACAUUUUCUGUUCUUGAUUUGAGCAGUCAGUAGCUGAACAAUCUGCUUUAAUCUGUGUCCAGGCCAAACAGGACUCAUUUUAAAGGUAUGCCAAGUAAAAUGUUCACAUUUUGUUUUAGCAUGUUAUUGUUUGUUUUAUUACUGAUGGUAGCUGAUCUAGAGGACCUGAGGAAGAGCUUCAGAUUUUUAAACUUUGGUUCAUGCUGCUUUGUUAACUGCAGAAGAGCUUAUAGAGAGCUCUAUGACUGUGACCCUUUACACUGUUUGCUACACAAAAUGUUACAAUAGUUUACAUUUUUCUUGUUAGUGAAUAUCAUACUUGAUGUACCUUUUUAAACUGUACUCCGAGACUCAGAAUCUACACUGGCUGUACUAUACUCUGUCUACACUCCACUUUGUGCACACCAUUAUUCCAUUAAAUCUCACCUAUGUGGGAACAAAAAA
This is a messenger RNA of Astyanax mexicanus (Mexican tetra), 3671 nucleotides long. RefSeq names its product phospholipase A2, group XV (gene pla2g15). Gene Ontology annotation, cellular component: lysosome. The transcript is spliced from 6 exons. The coding region runs from base 192 to 1433 and encodes 413 amino acids. Gene Ontology annotation, biological process: ceramide metabolic process; phosphatidylcholine metabolic process. The record is from RefSeq and is a predicted model, not a curated record. NCBI's taxonomy places the organism in Eukaryota, Metazoa, Chordata, Actinopteri, Characiformes, Acestrorhamphidae.